AUGUUUCAAGCAGAUGUUGGGGCGACAUUACGCGACCAGGAGUCAGUAAAAAGGCUUAGUUUGGCUUUUCAGCAAUUUGACCAUCUAAUGCUCGAGGACAAGCGACGCUCAUUCUGGCCAAGAAAAAGCGUAUUGCGUUUUCCAUUUGCUCGGAUGAAAAGCAUAUACCAAACCGCAGUUGACGACUAUGGGAUUGCUCUAGAUCAGAUUCAAGGCAAUUUUAUAAAGCUUGAAAAGGCUCAUAGGGACUUUGGAGUUGCCCUGAGAACCAUUGAUCAGGACAUUCUCUUCGCUCGCAGCGAACAGGAGCACGCUCCUCUAGGGUCCGCAGCUAACCCUAUCUUAAUCGAUACUGAAUAUGACUCCCCUGGACUCUGCGAUGGCAAUGGUGGUGACACAAUACCGAAUACUCCGUCAAGCACCACGCAUGUUAGGGAAGGAGCUGGUGGUCUUGGAAAUCAACUUCCCACAGAUUCCGGCUCAAAUAUCGCAUGCUUUUAUUUAGACCGCGACAAGCCUGACACCGAUGAUUGUGUAUUCGGGGAAGUGGACUGGGUUUCAUCUAUAAAAGACUGCAAGGAGCCGGCACUGGUCCAAGACGAACCUUCCCCGCGGCUGAAGCUAGAUUUAUCCAUAGUAGAUUCAUCUGGGCACCGCAUACAAAAUGAAAACCCGGGUGCCACUGCCUUUGGUGGAGAUACCUUUUUGUUACAUGAUUCUAAAGACAGUGCAGUCAAGGAUCAGAUUGUCAAUUCCCACCUGAAUAAGAGCAGUACCCAUCCUCCAGCGUUCAAAAAACGUCGCAUUACGGCAAAAGUUGAUGGAGCCAAGACAUCUCCUAUUCCUCUUGAAAUUAAGCCACUACUAUCGUCACAUUUACAAGGCAACCAGGCUUCCCCAGAUCACGUAACGGGUGGCUUGACACAUCCGCUAAUGUCAGAAGGUUGUAUGCAGUCCCUGGGCAUUAGCCUGCAGCAGUGCUCUCAACUCGAAUUUUGUGAGUCUGCUCUAGCCAUGGACGUUGAAGUAGGCCACUUAGGUCUUCGCGGAACCAACAAACAACGAAAAAGACGAGCAGCCUCCAUGAACUAG
Molecule: messenger RNA, 1092 nt
Organism: Aspergillus tanneri
Lineage: Eukaryota; Fungi; Ascomycota; Eurotiomycetes; Eurotiales; Aspergillaceae
Exons: 3
Coding region: 1-1092 (363 amino acids)
Source: RefSeq, a predicted model, not a curated record